AUGGCCAAGAGCUUGGUCAGAGAGAUUAGCAUCAAUGAACGGUUCAAAGGAAGGGAAAGGGGUAGCAAGGUGGAGAGGUUUAGGGAGGGAAUUCCAGAGCUAGAGACCAGGCAACUGAAGGAAUUCCCAAAUGAAGUGAAGGAGUAUCAGUUCUCAAACACGGAGCUCACCCAUCAGAUCAGGAGAAACCAGAUUGCUCAGACAUGUCAAGCAAACCGCGCCAGAAGUCGGAAACGGCGAGUGUUGACCUCUGAUGACCUGAAACACUUGGUCGUAGACGAGGACCAUGAGAUGAUCUACUGCUAUGUGCCUAAGGUGGCCUGCACAAACUGGAAAAGGGUCAUGAUGGUCCUCACGGGAAGGGGCAAAUAUACCGACCCCAUGGAAAUCCCUGCAAACGAAGCCCAUGUCUCGUCCAACCUGAAGACGCUCAACCAGUACAGCAUCCCAGAGAUUAACCACCGCUUGAAAAACUACCUGAAGUUCAUGUUUGUGCGAGAGCCCUUCGAGCGCCUGGUGUCGGCGUACAGGAACAAGUUCACCCGAAGGUAUAACACCUCCUUUCACAAACGGUACGGAACCAAGAUCGUCCGAAGGCAGAGGAAGAAUGCAACUCAGGAGGCCCUCGUCAAGGGCGACGACGUGAAGUUCGAGGAGUUUGUGGGCUACCUCAUUGACCCAUACACGCAGAAAGAGGAGCCCUUCAAUGAGCAUUGGGAGACCGUCUCCUCACUGUGCCAUCCUUGCCACAUCCACUACAACCUUAUCGGGAAAUACGAAACUCUACAGGAGGAUGCAAGCUAUAUCCUGCACCUGGCAGGGGUGGGAGACUAUAUCACAUUCCCCACCUAUGCCAAAUCCACCAGAACUACAGAUGAAAUGACAGCUCAGUUUUUCCAAAACAUCAGCGCUGCCUUCCAGACUAAACUGUUCAAUCUCUACAAAUUAGAUUUUGUAAUGUUUAACUAUUCCGUGCCAAGCUACCUGAAGUUGGCAUAA
Rhincodon typus (whale shark) is the source of this 999-nucleotide messenger RNA. It is a transcript of the gene chst11, whose product is annotated as carbohydrate (chondroitin 4) sulfotransferase 11. Gene Ontology annotation, biological process: carbohydrate biosynthetic process; proteoglycan biosynthetic process. Gene Ontology annotation, molecular function: sulfotransferase activity. NCBI's taxonomy places the organism in Eukaryota, Metazoa, Chordata, Chondrichthyes, Orectolobiformes, Rhincodontidae. Bases 1 to 999 code for a protein of 332 amino acids. The transcript has 2 exons. Gene Ontology annotation, cellular component: membrane. The record is from RefSeq and is a predicted model, not a curated record.